Eublepharis macularius is the source of this 1894-nucleotide messenger RNA. RefSeq names its product protein C receptor (gene PROCR). Bases 129 to 827 code for a protein of 232 amino acids. NCBI's taxonomy places the organism in Eukaryota, Metazoa, Chordata, Lepidosauria, Squamata, Eublepharidae. The record is from RefSeq and is a predicted model, not a curated record. The transcript is spliced from 4 exons. Gene Ontology annotation, molecular function: signaling receptor activity. Gene Ontology annotation, biological process: negative regulation of coagulation.
GCAAGAUCCCCAGUUGUGCCUGCAUUCCUCAGAAGAAUCCAGUUCAGUGAAAGUAUAAGAAACUUCCCUUGUGACCCACAAUAGCAUCUUCAGCACUGAGUGCUCUUGGCUUCUGCAGAGAAGAGGAAAUGUUAGUCCUGGUAUUGCCUCUUCUACCUUGGCUUCUCUGCCACUCUACAAAUGGUGCUGACUUCCAUGCUAUCAACAUGCUCCAUCUCUCCUACUUCCCAGACAAUAGUUCAGUGGAAGUUGUAGGCAAUGCCACUCUGGAUGGGAAGCUCACUCACAGUGUGGAAGGGCGUAACAAGCAGCUCAGUGUGAGCCAGCUGCUCCCACUGGAGCCUUCCCAUCUCUGGAAGCAGAGGGAGAACCACCUGCGCCUGUACCUACAGCAGUUCCACGACGUGGUCAAUAUGACAGCUCGUGAGAGGAACAUUGCAUAUCCCUUUCAUGUACACUGCAAUCAGGGCUGCGUGAUCUUCCACAAUGGCACCAGCUACAGUUUCUAUGAGGUUGCACUGGACGGGCGUGAUUUCCUGAAGUUCUACUCUGCCAAUGCUACAUGGGUGCCUUUGGAGGCCUCUCCUGCAGCCUUGUAUAUCAGUGGCCAGCUGAACAAAUACAACGAGUCCACCAAAAGCCUACAGUUUUUCCUACAAGAAACAUGUGUUCAGUUUGUGACAGAGCACAGUGAUGUAAACCAACCCUUGACUGGAGAACAUCAAGGGCGCUCACAUACUCCACUGGUGUUGGGCAUCAUCAUGGGUGCUUUUGCUCUACUGGGCCUAGCUGUUUGCAUCUUCCUAUGCACAGGUGUGAAGAGAUAACAUCAAGCACCAUAACAUUAAGAGCCAACUACAACUGAAAGGAAUGUCGCAAAACUCUGUAUUUGUGUUUAAAUUCUCUCACGAAGAAAUAGACCCUUGUUCAUAAAACUUAUAUCCCACACCUCCUGUGAGAUAAAGCUUGGGCAAAGCAACAAGACAACCAACAUUGUAAGGACCUUUCUAUACUUUACCCAGAGGAACAGGCUUUCCACUCUUGCCUUUGCAUGUCCAGACUGUCAACAGAAAGAAGCAACAAAGUACUGUAUAAAAUUAAUAUUCCUGGAUUUCUUUGUGGUUCUCAAGUCACCGCCCCCCAUCUUUUUUUAACCUUUCUGGCAAUGGGAAUUAUUACUACUAGCAUUUAUUUCAUUUCAGUAGCAUGCAGAGAGAUGUGUUUGAUUCAUAUUUUUAAACAGAUGGAGAAGUACAGAGUUCCUUGAUCCAGAAGCAGGCCCUACACUAUCUCCAAAGUGAUAUGCAAAGAAAUGGUGCAACUGAGGACACGUCAGCAGAUCUGUGAGAGAUGGUCCAUUGCAUCCUCUUCAGUUUUAUAAACUGAUUGUACAAAGGCAACCCACAAUAUCUCAGGAACUUUGAGCAAGCAGGAGGGACACAUAAAAGUGGAAUUGGGAGCAGCAGAGAGGCCUCUUUUAAAUAAAUGGAAAGCUAAAAACAGUGCUUCUUUCAUAGAAGUCAUUAUUGGACCUCUACUUCAUGUUUAAUUUUUACUAGAGCACAACCUUGUUACUUCCUUAUCUGAACAUCCUGAGCCUAACUGAAUUGUAAGGCUAAGGAUCCAAUUCACUGAGUUUUCCCAACUACUGCUGGCAGAGUGAAACCUCUGAAGUGUAACUCCCCAGCUUCCCCAUUUGAGCAGCUAUGGGCAGUAGAAGCAAUAAAACCCAUCACUGAAAGUCCUGCAUCUCUCCUUGGGGACCUUUUCCAUUUAUGUAUAUAGGUCUCCCAAGCAAGAACAUCCAAAAAGAACAGGGGAACAGAGGGGAAAGAAUAAUGAAUGUUUCAAAUGCUGGAUUUAAAAAAAAUAAAUCCUUUCAAUUUAUAACAAA